CGAGUACUUGGAUAGACCAUAGAUAAAGAGGGUACCCCCGCCCCCUCCUCCUUAGUAUAUCGAUGGGACACUGCCACUUCAUCAGUCUCUCACUCUCAGGUGUGCAUCAGCGAAAACUUCUCUUAUUACACUUCCAAGUUCCACCUGUCGUGAUGAGGAAGAAGCAGAAGUGUGAAAGGUGAAGUAACGUAAGCGAUGUUGCUGGACUGAAAACAAGUCAGUUCCACAGUAAGUAUGGCGAGAAAACCCAUUAAUUUAACUAACCGUGCCCGUAAACUUGACCUUUAGGCGUAGGAUAUGAUAGGGGUGGUGAUUCAACUGCUGUAGUUUGUCAUUGGGUGUUUGGAAAGCAAAUUUCCUUUAUUAAUAUGUGUAUGUCCUUCAUUGUCAACUGUGAUAGUGGUGAGCAUAUUGAUAUUCUUACCUUAAGACUUAUUGAUGCCAGAUGAAAACAUGGUUGUUACUAGACUGUUACGCUCUCUUCCACUUAAGAAGCAGACUGUCAUAAAGUCGCUUCUUUUGGCAACAUUGCUAUUUAUUGUGUACCAGGUGACCUUUGUUGUUGAAUUGAGCGAGUAUGCCAAGCCAAAGUCUGUGAAGGGAGCAGGAAAAGAAAAAUUGCAUCCAAAAGAUGUAGGUUUGGAAAGUAAUCAUGAUCAUAAAGAAAUUGGGAAUCAAAUGAAUGAAAAUCCUAAUAAAAAUUCUCAUAGCGAGAUAAAGGAACAAAAGAUUAUAGAACAAAAUAAUGAGAUAAAGAAACAGAAAAUAGUAGAACAUAAUAAUUCAGUAGGUGUUGGUGAACUAGUAGCAGCUACAAGUCAGAAGUCAGCGACGUCUGAUGAAACUUUUACGUGUCACACUUCGGGUAUAGUUAUCUCGAAAGACAAAGUCAAUGAUGAUUACUGUGAUUGCCCUGAAGAUGGUUCGGAUGAACCAAGAACUAAUGCUUGUACAAAUUCCAAAUUUGUUUGUGUAAAAGUUAUGAAAGGAUUUCCAGAAUCAAUCCCCUCAGCUUGGGUAAAUGAUGGUAUUUGUGAUUGUUGUGAUGGUUCUGAUGAAUGGCAAAAAAAGAUUGUGAAAACAUUCCUUCCAUUAGCUCUACAAAGGAAAAUUGGACAGUUUUUUUCACCAUGUCCAAAUCAUUGUUCCUGAAUCAGCUCUCAUUGAAUUCAUGAACAUUAAAGACUUGAUGAAGUUUUAUAUCUUAGUACAGUAUAUACAUACAUAUUGUUUAUUUCCUAUGUUAUGGUUACAUGCAUUAGUGGCAUGUUGUAAUUAGAUUCACACAUGCUUGAUACAUUUUUAUCGGUUGAUAAUAGUAUCCAGUGUUUAUACUGACUUUUGGCAAAUAUGAAAAACAGUGAUAGAUAAUUAUAAGAUCAAUUUUGUACAGAGAUUAGCAUAAAGAAUUUUUAUAUUAUUUCACUAUGUAAGAAAAUGUUGUUUUCUUAUUUGUUAAUCAAGAAAGUACAGUAAUAUAUUUGUUGAUGUUUCAGACUUAUAAAUUAAUAAUAGUUUUAAAAGUAAAUAAUAAAUAGAAACUGUUUCA
Molecule: messenger RNA, 1549 nt
Organism: Macrobrachium nipponense
Lineage: Eukaryota; Metazoa; Arthropoda; Malacostraca; Decapoda; Palaemonidae
Exons: 2
Coding region: 439-1152 (237 amino acids)
Biological process (GO): N-glycan processing
Cellular component (GO): glucosidase II complex
Molecular function (GO): protein binding
Source: RefSeq, a predicted model, not a curated record